This is a messenger RNA of Cinara cedri, 10078 nucleotides long. Lineage: Eukaryota; Metazoa; Arthropoda; Insecta; Hemiptera; Aphididae. The record is from the annotation of a GenBank genome assembly.
AUGCAAUGGUACACGUUUGGUGAUAAGAAAACUGAUGAUCAAUGUGAUUCACGUGACGAUACACAAAGGAAAAUUCAAAAGUGAGGAAGUUAUCAUUUCGAAGAUUCCGAUGAUCCCAACCGAUAUGCCCUUUGAGUUUAAACGAUUUCAAUUUCCGAUUUGUCUUGCAUUCAUCAUGACAAUUAACAAAUUACAAGAAGAACAAUCAUUGAGUGUUUGUGGUCUGAGUUAAGAUAAUGCAUGUUUUUCUUGUGGUCAAUUGUACGUGACAUAUUCACAUGUCGGCAAACUAAGUAUAACCUAAAAAGCAAAAUACAUAGCUUCAUUAAAGGAAAUGUCUUGUCGACCCGCCGUUGAAAUACUUGAUUUUUGUAGUUUUAUUAAAUUAUUAUUUUCUUUAUAUAUAUUGUCUAAUGAACCAUUAAACUUAAUACAUUUUUUGUAUUCAUUUUAUUACGUUAAUUAAUAUUAUAAAUUAAGUUUAACUUAAAGGUAUCACUACAUGCAUUGACUGUCAGGUGAUAGGAAGUUCACUGGUUCAGAUAGAUUUAAAUAAAAGAGAUAUUUGGUUAUAAAAAUGUCCUUCUUGCAUCAAACAGUAAUUACCUGUUCUAUUUCAAUUAUAAUGAUUAAAGAACUUGAAUUUUAUUAAUGUAUUCUCAACUUGAAUAAUAUGGACAUAAUAAUAAGUAAAAAAUAAAUAAUUAACUAUCAUUUAAUAACAAAAAUACAAAAAUAAUUAAUACUUAAUCUUCACGAAAUGUAAAACAUUGCAACGAAAACACAAAUCUACUGAUAAUAAUUUAGAAACGGUGUUUACCAAACCUUUUAAUCUACAACGAAAAAUAACAAGGUUAUCUACCAUAGUAUUAUGUUUAAAUCAUUGAAAAAUAAAACAAUACAAUUUAUAAAUAUAACGUAGAUAUGUAAAAAAGGCAUUUACACACAAUUACAUAAACGCUUUUACAGUGCUCAAUUAUUAAAAUUUCGAACUAAAAUGUAACACGUAAUACUAACACGUAUAGAAUAGAGGUCGUCGAGUUCAAAAAAAUAUUUUAAGCCCCAAAAACCAGCCCUUUAAUUACGUAUUUAUUUAUUAUAAAGUCAUAAGAUAUCUUCACUACAAUCAGUUGUGUUACUACAAUAAUUGUUAAUACAUUAACUUUAAGGAUUUAAUUAAUAAGUUUGCUGAAGUAAAAUCAAGAAAGAAGAAAUUUUUAUAAAUCUGACUAUUUAUGACUUUAAAUAUAAAUUAAAUAUUUUAAAAAUUUCGUUAUUGACUCAUUUAUAUUAUUUAAACUAAUGAGAUACAUAUCAUAAUGUGCAAUAAAAAGUGACCUUAUUCAUAAUUGUAUAAUAAAUAUGAUUUAAUUAUUAAUUACCUAUUAGCAGAGGUGGAUUUAGAUAAAUAUUCUGAAAGUGGUUUCAUGCUCUUCAUAUCCCAAAUAUGUAAGACCAAUGGCCCACUGAAUCAUUUUGCCAUGGGCAAUUGAAGUUCUAAUUAUGCCACUGAUUAUAGUAAAUUAUUAUUUUUCAUAAUAGCUCAUAUUUUUGUUUGAAAUUAUAUUAUUCGUGAACAUUGGACUAAAUUACUUUCAUAAUGAUUACUUUAGUUAAUUACUUUACUUUAGUUGAAAAUAUAAUAUAUGAAGUUAAAGUCAAUAAAAAUUAUUUUUAAAUUGUACUUAAUAAAAAUUCACAUGGCACCAUCUUUAUGUCCUUAAUUGGUACAGGUUUUGUCUUGAGAUCAUCAUACAACUACCAGUGUAUUUGUACCACGUAAUGCGUAAGUUGUAUAAUGGCCAAUAGAAUGUUUAAGUUUUGUUUUUCCAUGAUGAAAUGAUAUUACCCCACGAUAGCUACAUAUCGGUAUAUACCAAUCUUAAAAAUGAUUUUAGAUACAACAAAUAGAUACUCAUUUAUCAUUGAGGAAAAACCUAUCUAAAAGAGUCCAAUAAUCAUUAUAUAUAUCUUUAAAAUUGAAAAAAAUGUUAAAAUAUUAGUAAAUAAAUACAUAAUUACUUAAUUCAGUACGUAUUUUAAUUUUUACCUAAUGAAUGCAUUUUAAUAACAUAAAUAAAUUUAUUGUAAAUUUAAACUGAUUAAUUUCCUGAAAAUGUGUAACAAAAAUAAUGUUGAAAUAAAUAGUUUGUUGCUCAAUAAUAGGAAAAAAAAGACGUCCUAGGAUAAUGGAGACGGGUGCAGCUACUGCUAUAUAUAAUUUAAUGUAUACCUGUAAGCAAUGAUAAACCACCAAUUGAUAAUGAUGCAAUUUCAACAUUAUAUAUGUCAUUUUAUAGUAAAAUAAUUAAAUAAGCUUUAUAUAUUUUCUUUAAUAAUAUUUGUUUACUGUUGUACUGCUUUCACAGUUUUCCUACGUUUUCCCGGGGUUUCCUAUUUUUUAUCACGGUUUUUCACAUUUUCUGGGAAAACUUGAGAAAAUCAAAAAAUUACCUAUUUAAAGUAUCACUGUAGUAAAAUUUCCUUUUAAAAACAUUGCUAUCAUUAAAAGUUGGAGCACAAUUGCUGGUUGAAAAGUUAGUAAUAUUUUAGUAAUAUAUUUCGUACGUUUCGUACAAAUUUUACGAGAAUUCACAUCGAUUAUACUUCAGAAAAAGUACUACACUUAGAAAUCUGAGCAAGUCUUCUGUUAGAAAAGUUGUUAACAAAUAAAAAAUAAUAAUAGAAAUAUUAAUAAACACCUUUGUAAAACCAUAAGCUUCUUUGCUCCACUCAGUCUAAAAUACAAUAUUAAAUGUCUUGUAUAACGAAUAAAUAUGUUUUACUUGCAAUAUUAUUCUUAUUAUAAUUCUUUGUUUCAGUCAAUUGUUUGUUUGGUACAAAAUAACGAUAUUAUGCCUUGGUGUGUAGUAACUGGUUGUAAGAAUAAUUUGAAAGCUGCAAAACAAAAAGCUAAAGAUGUAUCAUAUCAUAUUUCCCAAAAAAUCAAGAACGUCGGAAUGCUUUAAAUCAACCUCUCAAUUUUAAAGUUGAUUCAUCAUACAUCUGUGUCUUUGAAGUCAAGUAAGUCGAGCAAUGUUUAUAAUCUAUUAUCAAUAUUACAAUGAUAACAUGAUUAAGUUAUCACAAAUCAUCAUAAAUAUAGUUUUAAAUACACUACGAUCUACAUUCAAUUAAAAUUAUAUGCAAUUUUAACAUAGGUAAUAUAUAUAUUUUAAAUUAUUAUAAUUUUGUUGGUUAUCACUAAGAUUGAUAACAUCGACAUGCAAACAUUGCCCAAUCAACAUUACGACUGUUGGCUUCAAGUAUAGGCAACGGAAUAAGGCAUCUACUAUAUAGUAUACAUCCGUGGAUAUAAUAUUCAUUAUACAGUGUGUCUCACCAUGGACAACGGAUUUUUCUAGUGCUGUUAAUAUAAUAAUGUUUUCGAUUUUAUUUUUUUUCAAUUGGUUUGUCUUCGAGGGGGACAUCGAUUUGGAGAAAAUUUUAAUUUCCUAAACAUAAAAAAAAAAGUUACUUUAUUUAUUCACUUCAGAAAAUUUUCAAAAUAAUCAUUUUGUAAAAAAUAUUAUUCAAAAAAUUUAAAUGUAUUACACAUUUAUAUCUAAUGAAUAAUUCUUAAUAAAAUUUAAAAACAUUUAAAAAACUUAAUGGUUUGUUGUUUUUGUUGUUGAUGCAAUUUAUUGAAGAAAAAUAUCAUAAAAAACGAAGAUUAUUAGUAGACAAAAUGAAAAAUUCUAUUAAAAGAAUAAACCGUAGAUGAUCAAUGCAGGACACAUCAGAAACAAUAUUCAAAGCAUUGAGUAAUAAUGCUUAUGGUAAAUUUGUAGACAAUUUUUCAAUAAUUAAUGAAGUAUAAUGCAAUUUAGUAUAGUACAAUUUUAAGAGGACAUUAUAAUAUUUUACAAUCUAUAGGAUUUUUCUUUAUUAAAUUGUGUAACUUAACAUUUGUUUAGAAAUUUUAUUCAGAUUUUAUUUUAUUUUUGCUACUAUUCCAAAAUGAGGAAUAAUGUAAAUAAUAUAUUAUAAUGGUUUUGUAUAAAUCAUUAGUUCUCAUGGUUUAGUUUUGUAUUUUAUAGCAAUAACUUGCUGUGUAGUAUGUGGGUAUUAUAUGGUAUUUCGUAAAUAUUAAAUUCGGAGCGUAACGAGGGAUCUAUUGGUUUUACUCAUAUAGAGUAAUAAUAUAACUAUGAUGGGUGUGUAUGCAAUUAACGACAUUUCCUCGUAAUUUUGAACACGUGUUCAUCGUACGCUUUAUAUAAUAUAAUAAUUUAUUCUACCAAAAUAAAUUAUUAUAUCCAUUAUGGAAUCCAAAAACUCAAAUUCAUAAAUGUAAAUAAUUCCUGAUCCCGCCAUAAAUUCGUGACCACCAGUUUUUAGUGGUACCUUUUUCGAUCUGUUCAGUGUUCAGUCUAGCAUUACAUACUUUUAAACUCUUCGGUAUCAUUGAAAACUAAUUUAAUUUAAUUUAAUAAAUAAUAAUUACAAUUGCACUACAGAUGACAAUGUCUUUGUAUAAAAUGUGUAAAUUAUAUUUCAUAAUCAUGAUAUACGAUCGAUAACAAAUUGUUAUCAAUCUUGUAAUCCAAUAUUUAACAAAACCUUAGAAAUACGCUAAAUAUUUGAUCGGGUGAACCGUGUUAUCCUUUACCGAUACUUCUUCAUAUUCUUCAUAUUAAUCUUUAUUCUAUGCCAUAUUCCAUGCCUUUACCGGUAAUUUCACUAUUAUAUUAUCACUGAAUGUGUGUUAUAUUAUGUCGGACACGCUGUUUUUUUUCUAUAAUUGUUUGGUUACUGAUAACAAACUUACCGGCCAUCAUUUAUUUUAUAAUCUAUGUUGGUCACUACAUAAAGCCAUAAAAUAAAUGCAUAAUGUUAAAAUUGAAAAUUUCGGUAUCUAUUAAUAUUAUAAAUAUUUUGAUUUUAUUACUAUUAUGGUCAUUGGUAUGCAUAUAAUAUAAUAUUAUUAGUUAUUAUACUCAUUUUUGAAAAAGUUUAUUUUUUUAAAUUUUAAUAAAUUAUAUACUGUGUAUUUGUUGUGAUUAAUGUGCACAAUUUAUUUUGUUUUAGACAAUUACAUAUAUACCUUAAUGAAUAUGAAGAAUAAUUAUUUAAAAUACAAAAGGUAUAGUAGUAUAAUUAAUUAAUUAAUGUAUUUUAAUUGUGUUAUACCUAUGUUUAUUACCUUAGAUAAAAAAGUAUACUUUCAUCAGUAAUAAUGACAGAAGUUGACAUUCGGUACAUAGCAUUUGAACAUGAUCAUACCUAUUUAAAAACUAAGCCUGAUGGCAAAGAAGACAUUAAAAUUGUACAAACCAAUAUUUCCCCUGUUGGGCAAGUUUCAAUGAAAUCUUAUAGUAGUUAUGUUUAUAAAAUUGUACCAUAUAUAGUACCUAAUUGUUAUUAAUUUGUUUAAAUUAAAUAAUUACAAACUAUAUCUAAUUUUAGUUUUAUCAUAUUUUUUAGAACCAACAAUAAUGCAUAUUAUGUUUUAUCGGAUCCUCCGCCAACAGAUUCUCAACAAAAGACAGUCUAUGCAACUCAAAAUAAAACUAUUCUUUUAAAAACUCUAAGUGCACUGAAAAUACCAAACCCAAAUGUAUUUUUCAUUACAGAUCCUUUACAUUAUCCAAUACCAUUAAAAAUGAAUAUGUAAGAUAAAUAAGUAAGUUUUUAUUAAUAUUUUUUCAAUAUUUUUAUUAUUUUCAGAUCACCAAAUAACUCUUCUGUUCAAAAAGUUAAUACAGGAAAUAAAUCAACUAUGAAACCUAUACAACCAAAAAUAACAAAUGAUAUGAAAAUGAUUAACACUGCACAAACUCAAUCAAAUUUGUUCCUUUCUCCCUCUAAAAAUAAUUCUUUAAAUCCAAAAUUAUUAAUUAUGUAAGUACUUAAUACAGCAAUUAUUAUUAGCAUUUAAAAUAUUAUUUGUAUAUUAUGACGUCAGAUAGGUAAAUUUUUUCAAAGUAAAUAAUAUUUAGAUUUAUUUAAAUUACACGUAUCUUGUAUCUAAUUGCAUAAUAAUAUGGUGCAUAUUUAGUAUUAUUGAUUAUAAAUAUCAUGGAUCGUUCACUAGUCACACAGACGAUUUUUUUUUGGGGGGGGAGGGAUUGCCAUGCUUCCACCUAGACAUUUUGUUGAACUUUACAGAUAAAUAUUUUUUUUCUAACAGUAUAUUAUAUCACAACACAGACAUAGUGAAUACACCAUAUAUUAAUUAUUUAUUUAUUUAUUUUAUAAUUCAUCCGAAGGCCUGUUUAAGAAUAAUAAAUAAUGAUAAUACAGUAAUAUAGUGCAGUGAAUAAAGUAUAGUGAACAUAACAUGUAGUAUAAUAAAAGAAUUAUUGUCUACGAUGAAAAUGAAUAAUAUAAUUGUAUGUAUAUUAUAAAGUUUUUGUUUUGAAAUAAUCAACUGAAGAUAUGGGUAUCCAUAUUUACAUUUUAAUAUGCAUGUAUAAUCGUAUAUAUAUAUAAAAUAUUGCCCUCCCUUCCCUUAAAAUUUUAAUAAUGUACUGAUAAUGAUUUACAAAAAUAUACAUAUAUAUAUAUAUAUAUAUAUAUAUAUAUAUAAAUUCAAGGUUUUUGUGAUUAAAUAUUUAUGUGUAAGAAUUUUAACCAUUUUUUUUUUUUUUUUAUAUUUUUCAUGUACACACAAAGACAAUUAAAAACAAUACACUUUAAAAUUGGUUGUAUACUAAAGUAGAAUUAUGCCAACAAUUGAAAUGUUAAUACAUUUUUGUUAACUAAUGUUUAAUAAAUAUUAAACAUUUUUUAGGAUAAAAUAGUAUCAAAUGUUUUCACAAUUAGUUUUAAAAUAUGAAUAUUCAUUAUUUGUCUUUAAAUUAAAUGAAAAAUAAUAAUUUAUACUUAUCUCUCACAAGUUGAGUUGGAUCAUCCAUUAAUAGUUUUACUAGUCAGGAACUUUUUCCAUGCAAUUAUGUACAUCCUAUUUAAUUAUAGAAAAAUAAAUACAACAUUUUAUGUAGCAUAGAAAAUUCUAACUACUAAAUGGAUUAUAAAAUUAUAAUUCCGAUAAACUAAUGUGUAAUUUAGGCAUUUUCCAAAAUAUUUAUUAGAAUCAGUAUUUAUAUAAGGUUAUAAUUUUUAUUUUUUAUAAGUUAUUAAACAUUUAAAUUUAUUUAAAACUAAACAAAUUAACACAAGCAUUUAAAAUAAAAAUUUCCAGAACCUAUAACUUAUAUUUAAAUGUAAGUCCCUCUUUAAUCGGUAUUAAGUUUUAGUUUUAAAGUUUUUAAUUUUUUGUAAAAACAAAAAUUAAAUAUAUAAAAAUUGUAAACAAAUUCAAAUACUAAUUGUUAGGUAUUUAUUUCUUAAUAAUAAAAGUACUGAUGUUUUAAGUUAUUAAAUAAUCUAAAAGGUAGCAAAUAAAGCUAUAAUGUGUAGGAUUAGUAUUUUAAUUAGCUAUUAUGAUUAGCUUUGAAUGAUGUUUAUUAAUAAUGGAAUUUAAUACUGUUGUACUUUGUUUAAUUUUAGAAAACUAAAAAAACCACCCAAGAAAACAAAAUCUAUAGUACCAAAUAUACUACCAGAGAAACCUGUUGUCAAACUUAUUAAACCAAAUACAAUGAAUAUCAAACAUGUUUUUAGACAUAAUAUUAAAGCACCGAAAAAUAAAUUAGCUAAUAAUUAUGAAAAUGGAGUAUGCACAAUAAAGUUAUCAUCUAGUUUAUUCAAGGGUAUACAGAACGAAGAAAAGUUGUUUAUGUGUACAGAAUGUGAUAAAAUCUAUACAGAAUACAAAGAUUUAUUGGAUCACCAAAUAAUUCAUAAUAAAUUUGAUGAAAAAAAAAUUAAAUCAGAAACACAAAUAAGGUAAUGUUAAAUUAUUUGUCAUUAAAGGUGAAUUUUAUUAGUAAACAAUAAUUAUAUUUUACAGAAAAAACCCAAGUGAAAACUCAUUGGACACUAAUCUAAUAAAAUGUACAACAAUUGAAAGUGAAAAAAUGAUAAAUAACGAUAACAACGAAAUCAAUAAACAAACUAAACCCACAACAAAAACUACAAUUAAUCCUAAAAUGCAAAAAAUUGUUUUUAAAGAUGACUGUGCUCACGAGUUGGUUGCACAUAAUGCAAUUAAUUACGUUUAUAAUUGUGAACAGUGUUGUCAAGGUUUUCUUUAUAAAGAUGAAUUGGAAACUCACACUAAAACACAUCAUAAUGAAAAUAAAAAAUAUUUAUGUCCAUAUUGUGAUGCUAGUUUUCCUUAUUCUAAUGGAUUGAAAAACCAUCUAGUUAAACAUAUUGACUUAAAUGGUUCUAAAAACCCAACCACUGAAAUAGUAACCAAUCAGAUAAAGCUUAGUUCUAUUAGGCAUAUUAAAUCUGAAAAAUUUGAUCAGUUGUUUACAGAUUUAGAAAAUAUUCCAGAUGAUUGUGAUGAAGUUUAUUUUGAACAAGAUGUUGAUGAUAAAUAUCAAGUUAGGAUUGCUACAAAUGACGUAAAAAGUGCAUCAUUACCAUUAGAUUCACUUGUUGAUGAAGAUAUAGAAUUAAACAAGUAAAUGCUUAUAUUAUUUUAAUAUUAUACUUCAAGUAAUUUUGUAGAUAAAUUUAAUACGUUUUUAGUAAGAUGCCCAACUUGUAUUAAUAUAAUAAAUAAUAAUUUGCAUUUUUUUGUAGUGUGUUAUUAGAGGAUGAUAAAAAAACUAAUACAAAUCAACAGCAAAUUACAGCUGUAUCUAAAAAACGAGUAAGUUAUACAAUAUGCCGUUUAUGUUUGAUGAUUGUAAGUUAUUCAAGAAUUGGAAAACAUAUGAAGAAAAAACAUAAUAAUGCUGCACCUUAUCAAUGCAAUUUAUGUCAUGCUGAAUUUAACCGCAAAUACACUAUGGAUGAUCACCAAAGAAAACAUACAAAUAUUAAACCACAUAAGUAAUAACUUAAUACUGUUAAUAAGAACUAUACUAACAUCAAUCAUUUUUAUUUUAUGCAUUUUAAUUUUAUCAUUGUGUCUUAAAGUAUCGACUUUAUGAUGAAUAGAAAUUAAAACAAAAAUAUACACAUAUACACAGUACUACAUAGGGUUUAACAGGACUAUUUGACAUUUUUACAUUAUGCUUACAUCUAAACAUGUCUAAUAGUCCAGUAACACUGUAUACAAAAGUACCGAGGUACAGUUAUUAAUAUUAAUUAAUUUGGUUGCCAUGGGCGAGCUAGAUAAUGUAAUAUAAACUUUAUUUACAUUAAUUUAGUGUUAUGGUUAACAAUGCGUCCUUGCUUCGGUAAUAACUAAUAAUUGCUGAAGUUACUCAUUAUUUAUUAAUAAAAUUAUACAAUUUUGUCACGGAAUUGUUCAUAUUAUAUUUGAUAAACUAUAAAAUAGUGUUUUGUUUUCAUAAAUUGUAAACCAUGAACAUAAAAAUAGAAUAUUAUUUCCAGCUUAUAAAAUUAAUGUACGUUGAUUUAUUUUAAAUCUUGAUAAUUUAUAAAGUGGCAAAUACAUAAACAUUUUUUUUUUUUUUUUUUAUAAGAUGUAUUGAAUGUUCCAAAUGUUUCAAUUACAAACACCACCUUAGUCGGCACAUGAUGACAGUUCAUAAAUCUGAUUCAUUGGAAAAAUUAUUCAAAUGUCCUGUCUGUGAUAAGGCAUUUUUAUUUAAAGAAUAUUUGACACUACACACUAAGUAUGAUUAUUUAAAAAUAAUAAUAAAAAAAAAAAAAUUGAAUUAUUCAACUUGUGCACAAAAUAAUAUGAUUAAUUGAUUUUGUUUAAAUUUUUAGUAGCCAACAUAAGGGCAAACAUUAUAUGUGUCAGAUUUGUGGAAAAACUUUUUCUACAAAUUCAUUACUGAAUAAACAUCAAUUAUGUCACACUGAUGAACGACCAUACAUGUGUGAACAUUGUGGACGGACAUUUAAGUGUAAAAAUCAUUGUGAUACACAUACAAAAAAUAUGCAUCCAGGAUACCCACAACAUGCACUACCACCUGAAAAAUUUGAAUGUAAUUUGUGCAAUAAAAAAUUUAGCACAAAAAUAUACCGUGAUAUGCACUUUAAAAGGCAUAAUGGCCAAGGUCAUAACUGUGAUAUAUGCUUCAAAUUAUUUGUUUCCAAAGCACAUAUGCAAAGGCAUAUUAAAAUAUUGCAUCCAAAUUAG